Messenger RNA from Saccoglossus kowalevskii, 4764 nucleotides. RefSeq lists its product as uncharacterized. Lineage: Eukaryota; Metazoa; Hemichordata; Enteropneusta; Harrimaniidae. The record is from RefSeq and is a predicted model, not a curated record. Gene Ontology annotation, biological process: mitotic cell cycle.
AUGGGACAUUCGCCCUGGGUAGGUGUAAGACUUAGCUUCAGUUCAAGCACCGAUGGCGAUAAGGCCAAUUUAUACCCAGUGUUUAUUCAGACCCAUAUAUCCACACCAAGUGGCGAUAAGGCCAAUUUAUACCCAGUGUUUAUUCAGACCCAUAUAUCCACACCAAGUGGCGGUAAGGCCAAUAUAGACUUAGUGUUUAUUCAGACCAAUAUAUCCACACCAAGUGGCGGUAAGGCCAAUAUAGACCCAGUGUUUAUUCAGACCAAUAUAUCCACACCAAGUGGAGGUAAGGCCAAUAUAGACCCAGUGUUUAUUCAGACCCAAAUAUUCACACCCAGUGGCGAUAAGGCGAAUUUAUACCCAGUGUAUAUUCAGACCAAUAUAUCCACACCCAGUGGUGGUAAGGCCAAGUUAUACCCAGUAUAUAUUCAGACCAAUAUAUCCACACCAAGUGGUGGGAAGGCCAAUAUAGACCCAGUGUUUAUUAAGACCAAUAUAUUUACAUCCAGUGGCGGUAAGGCCAAUAUAGACCCAGUGUAUAUUCAGACCAAUAUAUCCACACCAAGUGGUGGGAAGGCCAAUAUAGACCCAGUAUUUAUUCAGACCAAUAUAUCCACACCAAGUGGUGAUAAGGCCAAUAUAGACCCAGUGUGUAUUCAGACCCAAAUAUCCACACCCAGUGACGAUAAGGCGAAUUUAUACCCAGUGUAUAUUCAGACCAAUAUAUCCACACUCAGUGGCGGUAAGGCCAAUAUAGACCCAGUGUUUAUUCAGACCAAUAUAUCCACACCAAGUGGCGGUAAGGCCAAUAUAUACCCAAUAUUUAUUCAGACCAAUAUAUCCACACCAAGUGGGGGUGGCGGUAAGGCCAAUAUAGACCCAGUGUUUAUUCAGACCAAUAUAUCCACACCAAGUGGCGGUAAGGCCAAUAUAGACCCAGUAUUUAUUCAGACCAAUAUAUCCACACCAAGUGGUGGUAAGGCCAAUAAAGACCCAGUGUUUAUUCAGACCAAUAUAUCUACACCCAAUGGCGGUAACGCCAAUUUAUACCCAGUGUAUAUUCAGACCAAUAUAUCUACACCCAAUGGCAGUAAGGCCAAUUUACACCCAGUGUAUAUCCAGACCAAUAUAUCUACACCCAAUGGCGGUAAGGCCAAUUUAUACCCAGUGUAUAUUCAGACCAAUAUAUCUACACCCAAUGGCGGUAAGGCCAAUUUAUACCCAGUGUAUAUUCAGACCAAUAUAUCUACACCCAAUGGCGGUAAGGCCAAUUUAUACCCAGUGUAUAUUCAGACCAAUAUAUCUACACCCAAUGGCGGUAAGGCAAAUUUAUACCUAGUGUUAUUCAGACUAAUAUUUCUACACCCAAUGGCGUCAACUGAUGUACUUGCAUCACCAUGCUUAGUGUACCAGACAGAGUCUCCUGUACCGAAUGUACCAGAUAGGAACAUCGUUGAUAUGCCAGUCAUGGAGGAUCUAAAUGAAAUACAAAGCUCUCCUGUGUCCUCUAAUACUGGUGUACUUAAAGAUGUAGUGGCUUUUGUUGAAGUACGAUCCAAAGCUGAGAAUCGAAGUCGAGCAGUCGCUAAACAGUUAGAACUCCUUGGUGCAAGGGUUUCUCCAAAACUGACUGAUGAUGUAACACAUCUGGUCUGGAAGGAAGGUAAAAACAGUAAUAAAACCAAGGCUAUGAAGAAAGGAAUUCAUUUGGUGUCUGUGUUAUGGGUCGAAAGUUGUCGUCAGAACCAGGAGCAUGUGUCUGAAGUUCUAUUUCCAAUUCUCAGUGAUGACGAUACUGCAGCACUUCCUAUGGUUAAGAAACGGAGAAUGAAAUCAAUGCAACCGUGCACACUUGAAGAAGACAUGCAGAAAAUGGAAGCCAAAUAUGAAAAAAAAUGGAAAAAGAAAAUAGCGGCUUUCAACGCUGACACUUUAGGGAGUCCAGGGACACCGAACUCAAUCAGAGACCACUUCAGCCCAGCUGGCAGUAUUUUUACACCGCCUUUACGCAUCAUUGUACCAAAGACUCCGCCAAGUAUGAGGGAAAAAAUGAGAAUAAUGCGUGAAAACCAGGCCUUGAAAUUAGGGUUAAGCUGUGAAAGGCCAGUAGUUGGUAGAUCUCCAUUAGCGUUAGCAGAAGAAAACCCAACCCCAGACGUAAAAAGAAAAAGAUUAUUUUCAUUCAGUAAUCUGAGUUCUGAAUCGUCAGAUGAGGACAGUCAUUUGCAGAAGCUUCUUUCAGAGACGCUCUCUAAGAAAGUGAAAUCCUUGAAAAGAGCGAGGAGUAAAAAACAGCUCCAGGAUUCCCCGUCUACGAGUCAUCCACUCUUUGAUUUGUCGGAAAAUGAAGCAUGUGAUGAUGGUGACAACUUUGAUGGGAAGGAAGAUGAAGAAAUUAAGGAUUCUUCUAAACUUCUCCAUGUUAGGAAUAUUGAUGUCGAGAAUGAACAUGAAAAACGUAAACUUCAUCCUGAUGACGUGAACAUGGGAAGAAGCUUCGUUCGUCAAACCGAUCAAAAUCCAAACCAGAAAGAGAGACGACUGAAAAGUUUAGGUGAUGUUGGUAACAUUAUUCAUGCAUCUCCCAAUAGGAGAAGAUCAAUGAAGACUGUGCUUGGUAACACAGAACAAUCCAACAUACUCAGUUCAGAUCAGAAGAGGCAAGAGAAUGGGCAGACUAGCAAUAUGAAAGUUGUUUCCAGACGUAGAUCGGUGAGAACAAAGAAAUUGGUAACUGCGAGCAACGAGUCAGAUGCUGAUAACUUACUACAUAGUACGAUACAGCACGAAUCAACCUCAAAUCAAAGCUCCGGAUUGGUUGUUGACGAUGAUAGGGCAAAAAAGAGGUCCAUGAGUUUGAGUGAUGUUGGAAAUAUUAUUCAUGUCUCAUCUGAUGAAGUAGGGCAGCCCAUCCAGAUUAAGACGCUUAAGGAGAAAUCUAAGAAACUCAGGUAUGUUGUGAAAGAUCCUGAUGUUGGAAAAGGUCAAGAAAAUGAAAUGAAAAGCAACAAGAAUGGGAAACCUACCUCGAGAAGAAGAUCCGUGAAAGUACCGACAGCGAUGGAUACGUCUGAAACUUCUCAAACCGAGAGUCUUGAUGAUGACGAUGAUAACAUUUUACUCAUCCCGAUUGAAGACGAUAAAAGAAAUGUUCAUGGACAAAAAUCUGUAUGUUUGGAUUUAGAUGAUGUGAAAGAUGAAAUUAAACAGUCAGUUAAACUGCCUUCAAAACGAUCUGUGUCCCUAGGUGGGCUUGAUAAUAUUGGCCUUAGCACUAAAGUUGUCAUGGCAAGUGAACAUAGUGGCUCAAAGAAUACCAUAAAUAAAAGACUCAACGAAUUAAAACAAACAAGUGAAUCCCAGUCGAGAAGAAAGUCUGUUUCAUGGUGCGGUAAUGUGGGAGGUGGGGAGAAAGUCCAAGGUGAGGCUGAUUUAAUGUUGAAUAAAAAUACUAGGAAGGUUGAGGAACCAAGGCGACGCAGGUCCAUUUCCAGGAAAACAGAUGCAGAGGAAAUAGGAGACAGUGAAUCAGGGGAUAAAGCAAGUGAGGAAAAAACAGACAAAAACAGACAGAAAUCUGUUCUUCAUGAAACAGAGGGAAAUCUUGAGUUACCAGUCCCAAUAGAUGACAACACUCAGAAUAGUCGACCGACCAAAAAAAGAAAAUUAUUUUCGGCAAAUUCAAUGCCUCUGCUUACAGAACAGUUAAUAGAACCACGGGAAACAACGAAGUACAAAGACAAAGAGACUAUUGUUGUCGAAAAAGCAAGUGGAAGGCCAAGAAGAAAGUCAGUAACAAAGAUUGUCUCUGAAAAGAGACGAGCUGACAGUGUUCCAGAAACAAAUGUAAAUGCAAAAAAAAGACACAAGCAAGAAGAAUUUCGUCAGAUUUUGAACUCCAUGAUGAGCAGUAGCGAUGACGAUUCAGACGACGAGUCGGCAAGUCAGACUGUCGUCACAGAGAUACGCAAAGGUCGUAAAAGUAUAGACGACUUCAAUCUAGCAGUUGCAAGUGCCAGGAAAAAGCGUCUUCGUCCUGUAGACAGCAUGUCUUCUGAAUCUGAAAAUGAAUGGGAUCAACCUGACAACACAAAAUCUAAAAAGUCGGUGAAACGACGAAAAUUGGUUAAAAAUAAGCCAAAGAAGACAUUGGUAAUGACAAGCAUUCCAAAAUGUGAACAAGACUUGGUUUUAUCUGUUGUGAAAAAACUCCAAGGGUUUGACAUAGUAGAUUCUGUGGUGGACAACACAACGCAUGUAGUAUGUGGAGGAAACAGACGAACAUUGAAUGUCUUAUCUGCCAUUGCUAGAGGCUGUUGGUUACUCAGUAUGGAAUGGGUACUGAAGUCAUUAGAAGCAAGCAAGUGGGUUGAGGAGGAGCCAUAUGAACUUCACGACUUCUUUCCUGCCGCCCAGAUUUCCAGACUGGAGAAACAAGCAAAUGGCGUUGAAGAUGACUAUCGUCAAGAUAUAUUCAUAACCGCAAGCCCACUCUACAUUGCUGAAAAUAGUCUGCCGCCACAAAACCGAUUGACAGAGUUGGUGACUCUUUGCGGAGGAACCGUAUGCAACACGUUGCGCACCGCGAGGCUGUGUGUCGGGAAAACAAAAAUUAAAAACGAUGUGCCAAUGAUAGAAGAAAAAUGGAUUUUAGACCCAAUUCCAUUUUUCUUUUUCAGAUUGUAUUACCCAGCAUGCAAUACUGCCUCUGGAUGGUUAUUACAUUCAGUGAUGUUUGACCUAGGUUCGCCGCAGCAGAGAUAG